AACUGCAGCAGCUUCCGCUCUCUGGCGUCACACACAUGUAGCACAACAUGGCCCCUGCCAGCCGGGCUGUUGUGGUAGCGCUCUUGCUGCUGUAUCUGUGCCGGGCGACCUUCUCCUCCGAGUAUUUCUCUACUCUCACUUUGUUCAACAAUGAGCUCCACAAGCAGGGAUGCAGCUCGCUGUCCGAGUGGGAAGAGUACGCGGCUGACUGCGAGUCCUCCAUUUUACAGUUGGAAGACCCAGACUGUGAAGAGGGAAGCAACCCGCCUUGCGAGUCAGUCUUCUCACUUAACGCAGAGAAGAUCCUGAACCAGGCUAAGUUGUUUAUAGAACAGAAAAAAAUCCCCUUCCCUGUAGAUAACCACAACACCAACGAAGAACUUGCUAUAGGCUACGUUCUGAUAGGCAACGGUCUUUAUGAUGAAGCCAUCAAGCACUUCUCACUCUUAUUACAGGGCGACCCAGAGCUGGUCAGUGCCAUCUAUGGGAGAGGGAUAGCUUAUGGCAAGAAAAGUCUACAGGACAUAAAGAAUGCUGACUUGGCGUUGUACGAGCUCAACAGAGUCAUCACCCUGGAGCCCAACUGGCCAGAGGUCUACGAACAGAGAGCAGAGAUCCUGUCUCCUCUGGGUCGUAUCAGUGAGGCUCUAGGUGAUCUGACCAAAGCCAUCCAGCUGCAGCCCUCAGCCCGGCUCUACAGACACAGAGGAACACUGCUCUUCAUUUCCGAGGACUAUGUGGCAGCUAUGGAAGACUUCCAGCAGUCUUUAGAGCUGAAGAAGAAUCAGCCUAUCGCCAUGCUGUAUAAAGGCCUGACCUUCUUCCACAGAGGCAUGCUCAAGGAAGCCAUUGAGACAUUCAAAGAGGCACUGAAGUUAAAGUCUGAUUUCAUCGAUGCCUAUAAGAGCCUUGGACAGGCCUACAGAGAGCUGGGGGAUUUUGAGUCUGCGAUGGAGAGCUUCCAGAAAGCCCUCAUGUUGAACCAGAACCACAUCCAGUCUCUCCAGCUCCGAGGCAUGAUGCUGUACCACCACGGCUCGCUGCAGGAGGCCAUAGGCAACUUCAAGAGGUGUCUUCAGUUGGAGCCCUACAACGAGGUGUGUCAGUACAUGAAGGGGCUGAGCCACGUGGCGAUUGGACAGUUCUACGAGGGCAUCAAAGCUCAGACUAAAGUCAUGUUGAACGACCCUCUGCUAGGACAGAAGGCCAGCUCCGAAUACCUCAAAGUCAAAUACCUCAGAGAGUACUCUCGCUACCUGCACUCCCACCUUGACAUCCCAGUAGCAGAGUACAACGUGGACCAGGACUUACCAGGGAACUUUAAAAACCACUGGGCCAAGAACCUGCCUUUUCUAAUAGAAGACUAUGAGGAGCAGCCCGGCCUGCAGCCACAUAUAAAGGACGUGCUGCCGCAGAACUUUGACAGCUACAGCAGUGACGUUCAGAAGUUGAUCUGCACAGCCGACCACCUGGGGGCGCUAAUGCAAUACGACACCCCUGGUUUCUUACCUAACAGAAGAAUACACAGAGCCAUGGGUUUAGCGACCCUGGAGGUGAUGCAGGCCAUGCAUCGAACAUGGAGCAACUCCAAAGUGCGAGUCAACGGCAAGACCAGGCAAAUGCAGUGGAGAGACAUGUUCGACAUAGCUGUUAAAUGGAGGAGGAUCGCGGAUCCAGACCAGCCAGUUCUGUGGUUGGACCAGAUGCCCGCCAGGAGUCUGAGUCGAGGCUUCAACAAUCACAUCAAUCUCAUCAGGGGACAGAUUAUCAACAUCAGAUACCUGGCCUAUUUUGACAACAUCCUCGACUUCAUUAAAGACAGAAUACUGGUGUAUCAUGGGGCGUACAACCCCCGAGGACUGUUAGAGGUCCGUCAGGCUCUUGAAAAUGUGAAUAAAGUAGAAGAUCUGCUUCCUAUAAUGAAGCAGUUCAAUAGUAAAACCAGAGAUGGCUUCACGGUCAACUCCAAGGUGCCGAGCAUGAAGGAUCUCGGAAAAGAGUACGACGGUUUUACCAUCACCAUCACCGGAGACAGGGUGGGCAACAUGUUAUUCUCAGUGGAGACUCAGACGACAGAAGAGCGGACGCAGCAGUACCAGUCAGAGAUAGAGUCCAUCUACAAAGACCUCACCGCCAAAGGAAAGGCGUUAAUGCUGUCCACUGAGCUAGGGGAUGCAGACGCCGUGUGUAACCUGAUCCUCUCCUUGGUUUAUUACUUCUGCAACCUCAUGCCCCUCUCCAGAGGAUCCAGUGUGGUGGCCUACUCAGUCGUGAUGGGGGCGCUGAUGGCCAGUGGGAAAGAGGUCAUCGGCAGGAUCCCGAAAGGAAAGCUGGUGGAUUUUGAGUCCAUGACCACACCCAGUCCAGACAGCUUCAGUAAAACAGCAAAGCACUGGAUGAAUCUCAAAAGUUUACCAAGUUGGUACCAGAGUCUUCCGUCCGUAGCGGAGACCUUCCCGUCCACCAGAACGAUGAUCGAGGUUCUCAACACAGACUCGUCUUCACACUGUCCAAAGAAGUCCUAACACAACUUCUAAACGGGAGAGAAGUCUGUUUAUUUUAAGUCUUAAUAAUGGAGCUUCUACACCGGGAAGAACAAAGAGGCCCGUCUUCUUCUGCAACCCAAAACUCCAGAAGCAUCUUAGCUUCCAUGCCUACAUUUUAAGUUCAUAGUGUUACUUGACACAUUUGGGAAGCAGGCCUCUUGGUCCUGGCUAGAACUGAGGUGAUAUUACAAAUUCAAAAUAUUAGUUUAAGGAGGCUUUUCAUCUGUGAAAACGUGACCAUUAUUUAAUUUAGCGGAAUUCAUUUUUAUUUUGGUAUCAAAUUACCUCUCCGAAUCCUGCUCUGUUCUCUGUCAUCCUCCUUCACACCCACGACUCUUAAAGUUGUGGUAGGCCGUUUACUUUUGGCGUUGUUGGGGGGAAAAAAUUCCAUAAUAAUUUUUUUAGCAUAUUGUAAUUUAAGUGGUCUGAGAGAAAUGGACAUUCAUGGACAUGCAUUGCCCGUGCAACAGAGAGAGGAAGCGCUGCAGGAAGAGGUCUUACUCUACAAAUUCUGGCAUUAUUUUGCUUUCUACCCACUGUAGCUUUAACUCUGAAUUUGUGAAAGUUUGGACGCUGGUGUCCGUUAACUGGACACCUGUGUAUCAACUCUCUGCAAGUACAUUUAAUAGUCUUAGUAAGCGAUGAUAGAUCCAGUUCAGUGUGAUGUUCAACUGCAGCAGUCAACUAUCAACAUCCAGGCUUCAUUAUUUUAUAAUAGACUUUCAGCUCACAGAACACAUUUGUUCAAAGUAUAGAAUGUUUAUGAAUUAAAUAUUGAAUCCGACUUUUGUUCAGGUAUAACAACAACAAAAAAAUCCAGAUUUUUCUUGGUUCUACCUAGAAUUGGUCCCAACAUUUCCACACUCCAGCUGUUUGGAGAAGAUGACAGAGAACGUCCUUGUCACAGUUUCAGAAGUGAUUCUGUCCACCCACUCGUUUUCUCUGCUUCAUAGGCCUCAAGCUGAAACACCCAAAGCACACGGUCAGAGACGACAAAACCGUUUUUAUUGAACGUUCAAGUUUGUAAUUGGCACUUUAAAGCUUUUUUUCUUUUCUUUUUUAACCACUUCCACACACACUCCAUAGAAGGAGUUCUGGGAUAAAAACAAUAUAAAACUAAAAACCUUCAGGGCUAUUGAAUUCCACUCGGGAUACUUGAAGCAGUCUCUUUUUAUUUUGUUUUCUUAUCGGGUAUAGAGGCCCGCUUUCCUUUAACGUGACCAAUAAAGGGUUGGUACUAAGAUGGGUUGGCUGCUGAACUAGUGUGAGAGCAACAGUCAGAGGUUUUUUAGAGACUUUUCAGAGCGUUACUUGUUCCUUUUUGUGACAUAAAGUUCCUCAUGGAGUUGUCAGUAAAUCGAUAUAGUCGAUAUACAGAAAUCAAUUAGAACUAAAGAGAUUUAUUAUUCAUCACGCAAAAAAAAAUAUCAACGUCCUGUUUUUCUUAUGUCAUUAUAAAUUACGUUUCGGUUUUGGACUGUUUUGAGGACACACAUCUUGAACUUGGACCUUGCGAAAUCUCUCGGAACAUUUCCUGAUAUUUUCUGAAGUAUUUUGUUGCGUUCUCUUUAAUACUUUCUUUUACAUUUACAACUUGACACAGCAAAAAAAAAUAAAAAAUGGAAAAAACAUCACGUCAUCAAUGCAAACUUAAUAUUUGUAUGUCUACGAAAAGAGGAAAAAGGAGCAACGUAUUUUAGAGAUUCAUCUUAAAAAGCAGCUUUUUUUCAUAAAUAAUUUGUAGUUUAAAUGAUUAGUUGCCGCCCUAGCGUUGUGUUCUUCUAUUUACUGUGGCAGAGAGACUUUAAAAUGUAGCAUAAUAAGCUGCAUUCAAUUACAUGUCUCAUACCAAAAUGAAUAAAGCGAUAAAGCAGCCUGGUUGUUUUAUAGUAGUGUGAUUCGAAAAGCUGUGAAACGGUACAUUUCCGUUUUUUUAAGUUAUAAUAAGUAAACAUUGAAAUGUGAGUCACAUAAAUAAUAAAAAACUCCUGGAUGUUCUCUGGCAUCUCUGACUGUUGGGCCUUGUAAAGGAUUAUUUAUAGACACCACAUACUGUUAACGUCUUUGCUAUCAUUCCUUUAGCUUACAUUAGAUGUCAUCGGUGUCUUUAACAUCUCUGGCUUUUCUUAUGACCUCAUUGAUUAAAGUUGCUUCUCUUAAAGGUC
Perca fluviatilis (European perch) is the source of this 4711-nucleotide messenger RNA. It is a transcript of the gene ttc13, whose product is annotated as tetratricopeptide repeat domain 13. The transcript has 23 exons. Lineage: Eukaryota; Metazoa; Chordata; Actinopteri; Perciformes; Percidae. Gene Ontology annotation, molecular function: protein binding. Bases 48 to 2525 code for a protein of 825 amino acids. The record is from RefSeq and is a predicted model, not a curated record.